CAUCCCAAGCGGUCCUCGGUAUCGGUCCUCUUUGAUCGGUCGUACAUUGGUUUCUCCAUCCUUCGUUCUCUUCGUUUCGCGUAUUACGAGCUUUCGUCGCAAGUCGUGUAAUAAUAAGAGAUCGUCAGAUCGUCAUCGUCUCUUCUGGAGUCUCCCGAAAAGGAACUGGAUUUUUAUUAUAUUCGUUUUCUUUAUGGGUUCUAAUCGAGAGACCGAGGGCGCGUUAUUUGCUCGACAUCGACAUCGGGGAAAUAGUGCGACGCGCGGGAUUCUGUAAUGGCACAUCUCCGAACGCGAGUCGGGCAGUCGUUUACGCGAGACGUCGACGUCGAUGUCGCACGAUUGACACGACGCGUGUUCUACUACCUGCACGUCGGGAUGCGGGAUAUCGUUACCGGACGGGAUAUUAUUUUGUCGGCGUAUCACCGUAAACGGAUAACAUUCUGAUACAGGGUUAACGUCUGUUGAGCGAUUUUCACGCGACGCGACCGCUCUAAUUUUCGAUCGUUCUCUGAAGAAUCAGUAAGCUGACCCGCGAGUACAGAAUAACUCAUUUUUUGUUGCAAAAAGAAAAAUACUGAUUGUAUGAAAAAAAGACUCGCGUCGAACGAACUACUUUAUUUUGAUCAAUCGCGAUUAAUAAAUAAUUGUGAUAAUUUGAGAAGCACCGACUAUCGUUCAUCUUCAGUGUGGGUUCGCGACUAAUAGUGUAACGAGUGACAGAGUCUCCGAGUGACACAUUCUCAAGACUUUCGAGUCGCGUGUAAGAAACUCGCGACCUGGUGACGUGACGUGUAAUGAUCAGGAGACAGAGAGGCGGUACAGAAACCGAGCCCAGGCAAAGACGAGUCGGUUAAAGAUGCGUGGGCUCAAUGUCGGUCGGCAUGAGGAUCCCGGCGGAAGAAGAACUCUGUCGUUGGCCCAUUACUGCCUGCUAUUACUGCCGGUGUACCACGUGCUCGCUGUAACCAGCGAGCUGCCGCCGAGGCUCGAUUUGCCGGAUCACUGUACAUGGGAUUCCGGCCAGGAUGGCUCCCUCACCUGCGUGCAUCGUUAUCCCGCCGGGAACAACGAUUCGCUCAGGACCAACUUUUCCCAGGCCACGAGCGAAUACGUGACCGCCAUGAACGUGGUCUGCGUCGGUCCCGAGGAUCUUGAGGAAGACCACGGAAGUCAUCUCAACGGCGUUUUCAGCGUCGACAGCUUUCUCCACCUGUGGCGACUGCGAUCGUUAAAGUUGACCGGAUGCAAGCUGGCGCACUGGCCGGCCAAGUUGCUCAGCGGUCUCCGAGAUCUACGUAAUCUGACCGUUAGAACGUUGAACGAGCACAAGACCAAGUACAGUCUGGAACUCGAGAGCGGCGCGUUCGACAACACGCCACAGAUCGAAAAACUCGACCUGUCGUGGAACAACAUCUGGCAGAUACCGGACCGCUUGUUUUGCCCGUUAUCAAACUUGGUCACUCUCAACAUUUCGUGGAACACGCUGAAGGACAUAUCGGAGCUCGGAUUUUGCGAUGUCGGCGAGAAACUGUCGAGACGUCAGCAGGAAUCCACGUCGACGCCGUUCACGUGUUCCCUCGACGUGCAGUCGCUGGACGUGUCUAACAAUCAGAUCUUGGUGCUGCCGGCUUACGGAUUCUCGUCGUUAAAACGGCUCAGAGUAUUGAAUUUGUCUAGCAACGCGAUCUCCAAGGUAGCCGACGAAGCUCUGCACGGGCUCAGAUCCUUGGAGAGUCUCGACCUGUCCGGCAACAAGAUCGUCGCUCUGCCGAAGGAGAUGUUUCGGGACGCGACCAAGUCGCUGAAGGAACUGAGAUUGCAAAACAAUUCCAUCAGCAUGAUGUCGCCGGGCUUGUUGGCUAACAUGAAUCAACUGGUCGCUCUUGACUUGUCGAGGAACGUCCUGACGAGUUCCUGGCUGAACUCGUCGACCUUCUCCGGUCUGAUACGCCUCGUGCUCCUCAACCUGUCUCACAAUCGAAUCAGCAAGCUGGAUCCAGCACUCUUCAAGGAUCUUUACACUCUGCAGAUUUUAAAUCUCCGGUUCAACGAAAUAGAAACGAUCUCGGCCGACACAUUUUCGCCGAUGAGCAAUCUGCACACUCUUGAACUUGCUCACAAUCGGUUGACUUAUCUCGACGCUUACUCUCUGAACGGAUUAUUCGCGCUCUCCUUGCUGGCCUUGGAUUCAAACAUGCUCGAGGGAAUUCAUCCGGACGCCUUUCGAAACUGUUCGAGCAUGUUGGAUUUAAAUCUGUCCGGCAACAAUCUCGAGAGCAUACCGGUGGCGUUAAAAGACAUGAGGAUACUGCGAACCCUCGAUCUGGGCGAGAAUCAAAUCAGGAGCCUCAACAAACCCGGUUUCCGAGGAAUGUCAAGUCUUUACGGACUGAGAAUGAUCGGUAACGAGAUUACCAACGUCACGCAGGAUGAUCUGGUAGAAUUGCCGGCGUUGCAGAUUUUAAAUCUGGCCAGGAACAGAAUCGAAUACGUCGAGGACGGGGCGUUCACGUCGAAUCCAGCGCUUCAGGCCAUUCGACUGGACUCGAAUUUGUUGCAAGACAUGUCCGGCAUCUUUGCCAGCGCGCCCGGCCUCCUGUGGCUCAACAUAUCCGACAACAUGAUCGCGCAGUUUGAUUACAGCUACCUGCCUGAGAAAUUGCAGUGGAUGGAUCUGCAUAAAAAUCUUAUCGCCGAUCUCGGCGUCGCGCCACGAAGUGUGAAACUGCAGACUCUGGACGUGUCGUUUAAUCGGUUGACGAAAAUUAACUCGCGCUCAAUCCCGGAUUCCAUCGAGCUACUGUUCAUAAACGAUAAUCUUAUAUCAUCCGUGGAACCGCAGACCUUCUUCACUAAGAUGAAUCUUACUCGAGUGGAUCUCUACGCGAAUCUGAUCGUCAAGAUGAACCUCUCGGCGCUUCAGCUUACUCAGGUGUCUCCUAAUCGGCAACUUCCGGAAUUCUACAUCGGUGGAAAUCCCUUCAUAUGCGACUGCACCACGGAGUGGUUGCAGAGGAUCAAUUCGUUGUCGAUGGAACAGCACCCGAAAGUGAUGGAUCUCGAGUCCGUUUACUGUAGAUUACCCUACGAUCGUCACAAGUCGUUUAUACCUCUGCUCGAGGCCAAGCCGUCGCAAUUCCUGUGUACUUACAAGGCUCACUGCUUCGCCCUCUGCCACUGCUGUGAUUUCGACGCCUGCGAUUGCGAGAUGACGUGUCCGAUGAAUUGUACGUGUUAUCACGAUCAAUCUUGGUCAGCGAACGUCGUCGAUUGUUCCAGCUCGGGUUACAAAACUCUACCCGGUCGCUUGCCAAUGGACGCGACGGAAGUUUAUCUCGACGGUAAUAAUUUCGGAGAAUUAAACUCGCACUCGUUCAUCGGCCGGAAGAAUCUGCGGAUCCUCUACGCAAACGAUAGUAACAUCAUCGCGAUCCGCAAUCACACCUUCAGCGGUCUGAAGAGGCUGCUGGUGCUUCAUCUCGAGAACAACAAGAUAAGCGCGCUCAACGGCAUGGAGCUGAUGCCGUUGGAGAAACUCCAGGAGCUCUAUUUGCAGAACAAUCUGCUGACGUACAUCGACAACGGCACGUUUCUGCCGUUGCGUCAGCUGGAGGUUCUACGUUUGGAGAACAAUCGGCUCGGCACAUUCGCCCUCUGGCAAUUGGGCCAGAAUCCUUAUCUCGUCGACAUCGGUCUCUCCAGCAAUCCCUGGAGCUGCGAGUGUUCCUAUCUGGAUCUCGUGCGGGAGUGGAUGGCCCGUAACCGGGCGAAGAUCAACGACUGGCAGAGCGUCACCUGUUCCCUCGGCGUGCCCAUAACUCUCCCGACGAACGGAUCGGUCAUAAAUUGCGCGGCAUUAACGGGCACGACCUCCGUCGUCGAGACACGUCCGCUCGAGGCUUAUCUGCCCCUACUGCUCGCCACGAUCGUCCUGAUCUUCGCGACUGUGGCGUUGGUCUGCGGCGCUUUCCGGCAUCGUCGCACUCUCAGGACAUGGGCAGCUAGCAGGUGCGGUCUGAGGGCCUGCUACAAGACCGCCGCGUUCGAGGAUCAGGAGAAGCCAUUCGACGCCUACAUCUCGUACUCGGCCGUCGACGAGGCCUUCGUCUCAACAAUCCUCGUGCCGGGUCUCGAGACCUCUUACAGGCUGUGUCUGCACUAUCGCGACCUCGGGGCCGGCAGCAACGUCGCGGACGCCGUGGCCGAGGCCGCGGAUUCUUCGAGGCGCACCAUCCUCGUGCUAUCCAAGAACUUUCUCCACGGCGAAUGGUCCAGAUUCGAGUUCAAGGCGGCCCUGAGAGACGCUCUCAAAGGUAAGGGCCGCUCGGUGAUUUUGCUACUGGUGGGCGGUGUGUGCCCGCGGGACCUUGACGCCGAUCUCAAGAAGAGGAUCUCCUCGCACACUGUAUUGGUGUGGGGGGACAAGUUGUUCUGGCAGAAGCUGAGGUUCGCCAUGCCGGAUGUGUCGCCCGUUCCUGUCCUGGAGAGACCACUGCCACUUCCGCCGCCCCCCGCCACCCCCCAUGCAUCAUCAAUGGACGUAGAGCUGCCCUUAUUUAGAUGUGUGAACCAUUCCCAAAAGUAUUAUUGAAUCGCGUUACGUAAGGAGUGACCGGAAAUCGCAACGAGGAAAGGACUCCUGACUGUCGCGACUUUUCUCUCUCUACUUAUUAUCAGAAGCAUUUCUUACUAUUGCAAUUGUACCCGUAACCACGGUGUCCGAAUAAAAUAAGCGGUUAUUCGUAUUUUUGAGAAUCGUGAUAGCUUCGUAGUGUGCGAAUGUAAUUAUAGCGCGAGAAACCGAAAAAAAAAAAAAAUAAAAAGGUAAAAACCUUGAAGCAUACUACCGUGUAACUCGUAUUGCAACGAAACGUAACGUUUUUUCCUCUUUCUAACUCGAGACGAUAUAGAGUUUAAUCGAUGAUCGAUUUAUUAUAAAAGUUCUUCGAGAUAUAUUUAAAAAAAGUUCUCUUGUUUCAAUCGAAAAAAAAAGAGAUCGAUGUACAUAUAGCGAGAGUUUUGUAUAUUUGUAAAAUAGAUAGGGCAUUUUAUUAUUAUUAUAUAUA
This is a messenger RNA of Nylanderia fulva, 5069 nucleotides long. RefSeq names its product Toll-like receptor 6 (gene Toll-6). NCBI's taxonomy places the organism in Eukaryota, Metazoa, Arthropoda, Insecta, Hymenoptera, Formicidae. Gene Ontology annotation, molecular function: protein binding. The record is from RefSeq and is a predicted model, not a curated record. Gene Ontology annotation, biological process: signal transduction. Gene Ontology annotation, cellular component: plasma membrane.